Messenger RNA from Vitis vinifera (wine grape), 2215 nucleotides. RefSeq lists its product as uncharacterized. Lineage: Eukaryota; Viridiplantae; Streptophyta; Magnoliopsida; Vitales; Vitaceae. The coding region runs from base 145 to 1881 and encodes 578 amino acids. Gene Ontology annotation, biological process: SCF-dependent proteasomal ubiquitin-dependent protein catabolic process. Gene Ontology annotation, molecular function: protein binding. The transcript is spliced from 17 exons. The record is from RefSeq and is a predicted model, not a curated record. Gene Ontology annotation, cellular component: SCF ubiquitin ligase complex.
CUCUCUACACUCUUCUCUGGUUUUUUCAUUUUUUUCUUCGCUUUCUCUCUCUUGAAUUCUUCCGAUGAAGCCUUGAGAGACUGCAGAGAGUCAUGGAUUUGACUCCCUGUACUUUACAAUUAUUGAUUACAAGGCCAUUGCUCAAUGGGGGGAGCUUGUUCUAGGAAGAGAGAUCCACAGGUCAAUGAGGACAGUCUACAAAGGGGUGUUUCUGGAAAGUAUUGCAGAAUUGGGAGUUCUAAGUGGUUGGGAACCUCAAUUUCUCGACCCGCCUUAGAUAUUUUACAGGGAAGAGGGCAAUGCCCUUCCCUCAUGGAAUUGUGCAUUUAUAAAAUACGUGAGGACAUAGAUAAAUAUACUACUUUUUCUAUGCUCCCAAGGGAUAUUAGCCAGCAGAUCUUUAAUGAAUUGGUGUUUUCCCAGUGUCUAACUGAUGUUUCCCUUAAAGCUUUUCAAGAUUGUGCUCUCCAGGAUAUUUAUUUGGGAGAAUACCCUGGAGUGAGUGACAGUUGGAUGGAUGUCAUCUCUUCACAGGGGGUAUCUUUACUUUCUGUGGAUCUCUCUGGUUCAGAAAUUACGAACUCCGGGCUGAUUCAUCUUAAAGAUUGCACAAACCUCCAAGCCUUAAAUUUAAAUUAUUGUGAUCAGAUUUCAGACCAUGGGCUAAAACACAUCAGUGGUCUCUCAAACCUGACAACUUUGAGUUUCAGAAGAAACAAUGCCAUUACUGCUCAAGGAAUGAGUGCUUUUUCCAGCUUAGUUAACUUGGUAAAGUUGGAUCUAGAGAGAUGCCCAGGAAUCCAUGGUGGACUUAUUCAUCUUAAAGGGUUAACAAAGCUUGAGUCUCUUAACAUCAAUAUGUGUCAUUGCAUAACAGAUGCUGAUCUGAAGCCUCUCUCAGGGCUUACAAACUUGAAAGGAUUAGAAAUUUCCCGCAGUAAGGUCACAGAUGAUGGUGUUGCUUAUUUGAAAGGUCUGCACAAGCUUGCUUUGUUAAACAUGGAGGGUUGCCCUGUUACUGCUGCAUGCUUAGAGUCUCUUUCAGAUCUUCCUUCCCUGUUGUCUUUAAAUCUUAACAGAUCUAUGCUAUCUGAUGAUGGAUGUGAGAACUUUGCACGACAAGAGAAUUUGAGAGUGUUAAACUUGGGGUUCAAUGACUUGACGGAUGCAUGUUUGGUACAUUUGAAAGGUUUAACAAAUUUGGAGAGCCUGAACCUGGAUUCAUGUAGAAUUUGUGAUGAAGGGCUUGCAAACUUGACAGGCCUUCGACAUCUGAAAUGUUUGGAGUUGUCCGAUACUGAAGUUGGAAGCAAUGGGCUUCGUCAUCUUUCUGGUUUGGCAAAUCUGGAGAGUAUAAAUCUGUCUUUCACUGCAGUUACAGACAGUGGUUUAAGAAAAUUAUCUGCUCUAUCAUCUCUUAAAUCACUUAAUCUGGAUGCUCGCCAGAUUACAGAUGCUGGCCUUGCAGCUCUUACAAGUUUGACUGGACUGACUCAUUUGGAUCUUUUUGGAGCUCGAAUUACAGAUUCAGGCACAAGCUAUUUAAGAAACUUUAAGAAUCUGCAGUCAUUGGAGAUAUGUGGGGGAGGAUUAACUGAUGCUGGUGUGAAGAACAUUAAAGAUCUUACUUGCCUCACAGUGCUAAACUUAUCACAGAAUUGCAACCUGACUGAUAAAAGCUUGGAAUUGAUUUCUGGGUUGACUGCGCUGGUCUCUUUGAGUGUUUCCAACUCUCGUAUAACCAAUGCAGGGUUGCAGCAUCUGAAGCAACUGAAGAAUUUGAAGUCACUGACACUGGAUUCGUGCAAGGUGACUGUGAAUGACAUUAAGAAGCUCCAAUCAAAAGACCUCCCUAAUCUGGUAAGCUUCCGGCCCGAGUAGUUUUCGUGAUUUAUUAGAUAUUCUGAGUAGCUCCUGGUCAGCAUGGAGCAGCAGUGUAUAUAAGAAGAAUAAAACAGAAACAUUGAAUAAACUGUACAUAUGGGUGGAUCUGAAUGUGGGUUUUAGCAUGCUGAGAAUCCAAGGUUCUGAUGGGAUGUUAUGAAUAUUUUAUACAAAGCAUUCCUCGAACUUGUGUAGAUGUGGAAGAAAAUGUAGACAAUCUUCUGCUGCAUGUUUGAUUGUUGCUCCUUUGUGCAAAGCUUUGUAUUGAAUGUGUACAGAUACACUGAAAGAAAAUGGAAAUGUAGAUAAGCUUCCUUGGCAUGGUUUUACA